Messenger RNA from Erpetoichthys calabaricus (reedfish), 616 nucleotides. RefSeq names its product kinocilin (gene kncn). The record is from RefSeq and is a predicted model, not a curated record. Lineage: Eukaryota; Metazoa; Chordata; Cladistia; Polypteriformes; Polypteridae. The transcript is spliced from 5 exons. The coding region runs from base 144 to 596 and encodes 150 amino acids.
GUUCUUGAUGGCUAGAUUACCACAAGAGAAAGUGAUAUGCAGCUUUUCACUCGGCUCGAGGUGGGAUGUGAUGAGGCAGACACCGAGGGCUAUCGCCUGUGGUCUCUCAGGCAGCAAAGCCACAGUGGCAGACGAGGUGGUGGAUGAACGCAGUCAGCACCAAUGAGUUUCACCUUCUGCGGGUAUCAUGCGCCGUACUCAGCAUUGUGGCAGGGUGCAUCAUCAUUGGCGUGUCCAACUAUUGUGGGGCUGAGGCAGUUGGGGGGAUCUUCCUUGGGGCAGGAGGACUGGGUCUUAUCAUUUCUAUCUAUCCCUUUGUGAGGGCCUGGCUGAACUUCAAUCAAGUAUUACCGUUUUUAGGAAACUUUCGAAUUCAUCCCCGGCCAAACAACAGUGAGAUUGAAAUAGGUGGUGAUGCUUUUAAACGGGAAGGAACACAAGCAAAUUUAACCCGUGAACUUACAAGGAAUAAAAUUGGACCAAUGCAGGAAAAGCAAGCAAUGGACAUGCCAGAAGAGGGGCAUCCCUCAGACACUCCAGAUAUUAUUGGAAAAAGGAAAUUCAAGCAACCAACGGUAGACCUCAACACGCCAUAAUGCUUCAUUGUCUCCAUUUC